AUGACAAUAAAUAAUAUAAUAUAUGAAACAACCAGUAGCAGUAGCAGUAGUGAUUCCGAGGAGAGAGAACAGUUUUUAGGAAUUAAAGUUGCUGGUGCAUUCAACCACUUGCUACCGGAUGCAAACGAGAAUUUUCUAAAUUAUUUCGAACGAGUCGAUCCCAACAAUCAAUACAAAGAAUUUCCAUUCGGUCCAACUCUAGCGAUUUUCGUUAUGUUCAUGCUGAUAACGCUAGAUAAGUUGGUCGUGGAACGAGGUGUUACCGGUGAAGCCGGACACAAUCAUAUGAAUAUGUCGGCAUCGAUCUCCACUUUUUCAGAGGCAGCAUCGACACCAACACCAAAUCCAGAGAACGAAACAACCAUAUUAAUAUCAACUGGCGACUCUGGAAUAACGCUGUCUUCCUAUCAGGGACUGAACGAGCACGGACAUGGACACCACCACAACAGCGGCAUCAACAACGGCAAGUCGCAUCAAUCCAAUGUUUCACAGGCAACCAUCUUCAUGAUAGCACUCUCGGUGCAUUCAAUAUUCGACGGUCUCGGCCUGGGUGCAGAGACGAACCCCAACGAUUUCUACGGUCUGCUGGUAGCAGUGAUCGCUCACAAAGCACUCGAUGGUUUCGCACUGGGAGUACCGGUUUUCUACGCCAAGUUCUCGACGGUUCAGACCGCUUUGUCUCUGACGUUCUGCGCAGCAAUGACACCGCUUGGCAUCGGUAUUGGUAUGGGUCUAUCGAACUACUUUGACGGCAACGGUGCAAUUCUCACAGAGGCGAUCGUCCUCUCAAUUACCACCGGUAGUUUCCUCUAUAUCUCCCUAAUAGAACUACUGCCCUCAGGACUUGGUGAACCGGGUUGGCUCAAAGUCAAGCUUGGCUUAACAUUUUUAGGUUGGACAUUAUUAGCACUUUUAGCACUAUGGGUUUAA
This is a messenger RNA of Heterostelium album PN500, 930 nucleotides long. It is a transcript of the gene zntC, whose product is annotated as ZIP family transporter. The transcript is spliced from 2 exons. Gene Ontology annotation, cellular component: plasma membrane. The record is from RefSeq and is a predicted model, not a curated record. Gene Ontology annotation, biological process: zinc ion transmembrane transport. The coding region runs from base 1 to 930 and encodes 309 amino acids. Gene Ontology annotation, molecular function: zinc ion transmembrane transporter activity. Lineage: Eukaryota; Evosea; Eumycetozoa; Acytosteliales; Acytosteliaceae.